Messenger RNA from Elgaria multicarinata webbii, 444 nucleotides. It is a transcript of the gene PLAC8, whose product is annotated as placenta associated 8. Gene Ontology annotation, biological process: positive regulation of transcription by RNA polymerase II. The transcript has 3 exons. The record is from RefSeq and is a predicted model, not a curated record. NCBI's taxonomy places the organism in Eukaryota, Metazoa, Chordata, Lepidosauria, Squamata, Anguidae. The coding region runs from base 2 to 334 and encodes 110 amino acids.
AAUGAACCCUCCGGUCAUGAUGCAACCACAGGUGGUGAUUCUCCAGCCACAAAGAGGCCAGUGGCAAACGGAGUUGUGCGACUGUUGCAGCGACUGCGGAGUAUGUUUCUGUGGAAUGUUUUGCUUCCAGUGUUUGGGCUGCCAAGUGGCCGCAGACAUGAACGAAUGUUGCCUCUGUGGCACAAGCAUGGCAAUAAGGUCUGUCUACAGGACAAGAUACGGCAUCCCGGGAUCCCUCUGCGAUGACUUCUGCACUGUCCUGUGUUGCCCUCUUUGUGCCCUUUGCCAACUCAGGAGAGACAUCAAGAGAAGACGAGAACUGGGAAUCUUCUAGGAAGGUUGUUAGUUUUGCUUGCAGGGUUUAUGAUUGGAGAAACCCGUGUAGAAUCGCCAUAUGGAGUUAAUUGACCCACUUCUCCUAUUAUUCAGUGGCAAACUCCUUAA